Messenger RNA from Gopherus flavomarginatus (Mexican gopher tortoise), 1440 nucleotides. RefSeq lists its product as uncharacterized. The record is from RefSeq and is a predicted model, not a curated record. The coding region runs from base 19 to 1332 and encodes 437 amino acids. Lineage: Eukaryota; Metazoa; Chordata; Testudines; Testudinidae. The transcript has 2 exons.
CACCAUACCACAGCAAGCAUGGAGCCCGCUCAGCUCAAGACAGCAGUCAUGAACAUUGUAAACACCUCGCGCAUUCUCGUGCAGUUUAUGCUGAACCAGGACCUGAAAAACCAAGUGAGGAGGAGGCGGCUAUGGCAGUGCGGCAACGAGAGCAAUGAGGACAUAGACACAGAAUACUCUCAAACUGCGGGCCCCAGCACUUUGGAGAUCAUGCUGUUAAUGGGGCAGGUUAUAGCUGUGGAACACCGAUUCUGGGCCCAGGAAACAAGCACAGACUGGUGGGAUCGCAUAGUGUUGCAGGUGUGGGACGAUUCCCAAUGGCGGCGAAAGGUUUGCAUGCGUAAGGGCACUUUCAUGGAACUUUGUGACUUGCUUUCCCCUGCCCUGAAGCGCCAGAAUACCAAGAUGAGAGCAGCCCUCACAGUUGAGAAGCAAGUGGCAAUAGCUCUGUGGAAGCUUGCAACGCCAGACAGCUACCGGUCAGUCGGGAAUCAAUUUGGAGUGAGCAAAUCUACUGUGGGGGCUGCUGUGAUUUCAGUAGCCAAAGCAAUCACUGAGCUGCUGCUACCAAAGGUAGUGACUCUGGGAAAUGUGCAGGUCAUAGUGGAUGGCUUUGCUGCAAUGGGGUUCCCUAACUGUGGUGUGGUGAUAGAUGGAACCCGUAUCUCUAUCUUGGCACUGGAGCACCAGGGCAGCCAGUACAUAAACCGCAAGGGGUACUUUUCAGUGGCGCUGCAAGCACUGGUGGAUCACAAGGGACAUUUCACCAACAUCAACGUGGGAUGGCCGGGAAGGGUUCAUGAUGCUCGUGUCUUCAGGAACACUACUCUGUUUAAAUGGCUGCAGCAAGGGAUUUACUUCCCAGACCAGAAAAUAACUGUUGGGGAUGUUGAAAUGCCUAUAGUUAUCCUUGGGGACCCAGCCUACCCCUUAAUGCUAUGGCUCAUGAAGCCAUACACAAGCAGCCUGGACAGUAGUCAGGAGCUGUUCAACUAUAGGCUGAGCAAGUGCAGAAUGGUGGUAGAAUGUGCAUUUGGACGUUUAAAGGGUAGCUGGUGCACUUUACUGACUCGCUCAGACCUCAGCCAAACCAAUAUUCCCAUUGUUAUUGCUGUUUGCUGUGUCCUCCACAAUCUCUGUGAGAGUAAGGGGGAGACCUUUAUGGUGAGGUGGGAGGCUGAGGCAAAUCACUUGGCCACUGAUUACGUGCAGCCAGACAUCAGGGCAGUUAGAAGAGCACACCAGGAAGCGGUGCACAUCAGAGAAGCUUUGAAAACCAGUUUCAUCACUGGCCAGGCUACGGGUGUGAGAGUUCUGUUUGUUUCUCCUUGAUGAAAACCUGCCCCCUUGAUUGACUCAUUCCCUGUAAGCCACCCACCCUCCCCCCUUCAAUCACAGCUUGCUUUCAAAGGAAAUAAAGUCACUAUCGUUUAAAAACCA